Molecule: messenger RNA, 261 nt
Organism: Danaus chrysippus (African queen)
Lineage: Eukaryota; Metazoa; Arthropoda; Insecta; Lepidoptera; Nymphalidae
Source: the annotation of a GenBank genome assembly
AUGUGGCCUAUUAUAAUGCAGUUUCUGCGUUCCAACGCUACUUACAUAACACUCCCUGUGGCAGCGGUCGUCGGUAUCAUAGGCUACAACUUGGAAGGACUUUUGUCAGAUAGAUAUACACCUUACAAUAAACCAGUACAAGAUCAAAGAUUUGAAAGACUUGAAGAUGAGAUGUUGAAAGAUCCGACAAAUGUAGAGAAACUUAAAUACAAGGAGAAUGUGUUAGGAAGAAAUGUUUCACCUUCAUUGAGUAAAGACUAA